Messenger RNA from Megalobrama amblycephala (Wuchang bream), 1395 nucleotides. Its product is annotated as ATPase MORC2A-like. The record is from RefSeq and is a predicted model, not a curated record. The transcript has 5 exons. Lineage: Eukaryota; Metazoa; Chordata; Actinopteri; Cypriniformes; Xenocyprididae. Bases 185 to 682 code for a protein of 165 amino acids. Gene Ontology annotation, cellular component: nucleus.
GAAAAUUAGUGGGUCCAGUACAAUAACAAUCAAUCAAUCAAUCAAUCAUUCAACAUAAGAAAAAGGCCAUACAAUAAAUACCGAGUUGACAAUGGAAUUCAGCGUCCUACCUCGCUCCGGGAAUACGCCCGAAACUACAUAAACAUCACAGAGGGUGUUUAAGGGCAGCGAUGAUGUCCGUCUUAUGCGUCUCGCCUCUCCAGAGUCACGAAGUCCAGACACCAAUCAGGGUCCAGCGCGGUCUGUAACUCCGCCCACCGCUGCCGAGCCAGACACGACUCAGAGCGGGCCGAGCAGAGAGACGACAGAAGGCCUUGUGACCAUGAUGAGGACGUUGCUACGGUAUUUUUUCCCUCCGGAUUUCCAAAUCCCUAAAGAUUCUGUGAACACUAUGAGUGCUGAGGACCUUGUGGCCUGUCCCAUCAAAGAGUACUUCCAGCAGUAUGAGGCCGGACUGCAGAGUCUGUGUAAUUCCUACCAGACUCGGGCGGAGUCACGGGCACGAGCCGUGGAGGAGAAGAGCAGCGGGGCAGAAGCCAAACUCAGAGAAUCUGAAGAGAAACUCCGCAAACUCAGAACCAACAUCGUCGCUCUUCUGCAGAAAGUCCAGGAGGACAUUGAGAUCAGCAGUGAUGAUGAGCUGGACGCCUACAUUGAAGAUUUGGUCACAAAGGGAGAGUGAAACCCUGCAUCUCCUCCGUAUUAUCCUCAUUCUCACUCCCUACAUUUGUGUUUCAUGCAUACUAAGAGUUUUAGCGGAAGACUGGAGAUGAUUGCUGGUCGGCCGCAUCUUCAUCCCUAUAUACUGUGACAGAACUCUGUAAUGCAGCAAGAGCUUCAUUGCCAACUUCAACACAGUUUUCAGUUCAAAACGCCACUCAGGCCAUCAGCUCAGCCUUGGAGCAGAUUGAACUUGUGGGCUGCAGGUAAUGAGAGAUUUAAAUAGUUUCGUAGAACCUGCAGUUUAACAGCUUUGUUUGGUUUUACUCUACAUAGCGGUUUUGAGUUCAUGUUGGCUGUUUUUUAGGGUCUCGGUGUUGUAAAGCUUCAUUCUCAACCCAAUUUUAUGGAAGAGUCCUCAGCUGUUCUCACAGCUCGCAUUGACUCCUUUCAAAGCCGUUUGACAUUUUGAGUUUGAAAAUGGACUUUAUCUUGCUGCUUUGUGAUCCAUAUUGUCUCAAGUUUUGAGUUACUUCCUGAUUCGUUUUCCAUUUAUUUGGAUGUGAUAUUCAGUUCGUGUUGUAUUAUUUUUAACCUUUCAGUUUCCGUUUUUUGGAAUAAACACUGAUCUGAUGCUGUUAACCCCUUCAGUUACAGUAUUUAGUCUUCAUCUUUAUAUCUGAGAAUAUUUUUUAAAAAGUUUUAUUAAAACAGUCCAAUAAAGUUUAGGAUGUA